Molecule: messenger RNA, 2184 nt
Organism: Odocoileus virginianus texanus
Lineage: Eukaryota; Metazoa; Chordata; Mammalia; Artiodactyla; Cervidae
Source: RefSeq, a predicted model, not a curated record
CUCAUGGACAGAGGAGCCUGGUGGGCUACAGUCCAUAGGAUCACAAAGAGUCAGACACGACUUAGAGAUUAAAUACCAAUUCACCAAAGGUCUCUGCAACUUCUCCAGAUGCUUCAAGACCCCAAACCGCAGGAAAUAGUAGAGAAAAUUCUGAGUUCAUGUAGAUGCAGUCUGAAGGCUGGAGUAGGAUUUGUGGGGGCUGGUCUUCUUUCUACUCAAAAAACACUCGACAGCAUGUCAUUCCCUUUGAGUGGAUAAAUCUUUUUUUGCUAUUCAAAAUUUGGGUAUAUUGCAAAAUCAUCACCAAAAUAAAUGUAGUUGUUUUUCAUCACCAUACAUAGUUACAAUAUUUCUCUUGUGAUGAGACCUUUUUUUGGUGUGAUGAGAACUUUUAAGGUCAUCUCUUAGCCACUUAAAGAUAGGCGACCCAGUAUUAACUAUAGUCACCAUGCAGUAUAUUACAUCCCUAGGACUUAUUUUAUAAAUAAAAUUUGUGCUUUUUGACCCUCUUCACCCAUUUUUGCCCACCCCUACCCUUUGUCUCUGGCAACCACCUAUCUCUUCUGAAGGGAGAAAUCUUGAUAAGACCUACCUUAUGCCUCCCAUCAGAGAGAAGGGGGGUCAGGCUAAGACCUAGGUGUACCAAUAUGCAGUAACUAUAAGCCCAGAUACACCAAUCCUGUUGGUAGCAAUAUCUCAGAACCUCUCUUUCUCUUCUGUCCUCCUUCCAGUUCUUGCUUUCUCCGCCUUGGUGUUGCUCCUGCGGCUGGACCAUUGGAUCACAGGGAUUGAGAAUAAAAGAGAUGCUUCUUUGGAGAAGCCAGAUCCACUGGACUCCUGAGUCUACUAUGCCUACCAAGAAGCCACGCACAUCUAGUUUGCUUUAAGAGAAAGUCAUCUCAACUUCCAACCAUCCCACUGUUUUCCAGGUGAUUGUUCAGCGGACUCUGGCUGCCAAGAAUCUGUCCCAUGCCAAAGGAGGCUCUCUGAUGGCCGCUUACCUGAAGGUGCUGCCCCUUUUCAUCAUGGUGUUCCCGGGGAUGGUCAGCCGUGUCCUCUUUCCUGACGAAGUGGCCUGUGCAGACCCGGAAAUCUGCCGGGAGGUCUGCAGCAACCCCGCCGGCUGCUCUGACAUCGCGUAUCCCAAACUUGUGCUGGAACUCCUGCCUACAGGGCUCCGCGGGCUCAUGAUGGCUGUGAUGGUGGCAGCGCUCACGUCUUCCCUCACCUCCAUCUUUAACAGUGCCAGCACCAUCUUCACCAUGGACCUCUGGAACCAUCUCCGGCCUCGGGCAUCUGAGAAGGAGCUCAUGAUUGUGGGCAGGGUGUUUGUGUUGCUUCUGGUGUUGGUCUCCAUCCUCUGGAUCCCUGUGGUCCAGGCCAGCCAGGGCGGCCAGCUCUUCAUCUACAUCCAGUCCAUCAGCUCUUACCUACAGCCACCUGUGGCUGUGGUCUUCAUCAUGGGAUGUUUCUGGAAGCGGGCCAAUGAAAAGGGCGCCUUCUUCGGUCUCGUCUUAGGCCUCCUCCUGGGCUUGGUUCGGCUGAUCCUGGACUUCAUCUAUGUGCAGCCUCGCUGUGACCAGCUGGAUGAGCGCCCGGCCGUGGUAAAGGAUGUCCACUACCUUUACUUCUCUAUGAUCCUGUCAUCGGUCACCCUGAUCACUGUGUGUGCCGUGAGCUGGUUCACAGAGCCGCCCUCCAAGGAAAUGGUCAGUCGUUUGACCUGGUUUACUCGCCACGACCCCGUGGUCCAGAAGGAACAGGUGCCAUCAGCAACUCCCCCGCCUCUCACCCUGUCUCAGAACGGGACACCAGAGGCCAGCGGCACCAACAUCCAGUUCGAGAUGGUUCAAGAAAACAUGUCCAAAACCCACAGCUGCGACACGACCACAAAGCGGUCCAAAGUGGUGAAAGCCAUCUUGUGGCUCUGUGGGAUGGAGAACAAGGGCAAGGAGCAGGCGCCGAGCAGAGCGGACCCAGUCAUAGUUUCCCUGGAAGAAAACCCCUUGGUGAAAACCCUUCUGGACCUCAGCCUCAUCAUUUGCAUCAGCUGUGCCAUCUUUCUCUGGGGCUACUUUGCUUAAUGUGAGGGUGAACCUGGGGGUCCGAGCUCUCAUUUGUUAUCAAUGUUCUGAUUUUUUUAAUGAAAGAGAAAAAAAUAAUAAAGCGUUGUUUGUUUACCAC